This is a messenger RNA of Mytilus trossulus (common blue mussel), 1996 nucleotides long. RefSeq lists its product as uncharacterized. The record is from RefSeq and is a predicted model, not a curated record. The coding region runs from base 107 to 1759 and encodes 550 amino acids. The transcript has 5 exons. Lineage: Eukaryota; Metazoa; Mollusca; Bivalvia; Mytilida; Mytilidae.
AAAGGGUAUUUCCACAAUUGAAUGGUUUUCCUGUGAGAGCACAAUUGGUUUUGUUUCUAAUAUGUCUACAAAAUAUUUAGAAAUAGAAAAUGAAAUAAAAUAAAGAAUGGAUAGAGAGGACAAGAGAAGGUACCUAAUUGUGGGCUCUGUGAUACUAGAAAUUGUUUCUCCACUACUGAGAAAGAAGCUAGAAGACUGCUACACUAGUAAAGGAUUGGGCUGUUUACAAGAUUUUAUCAACAGUCUUCCUGUCAAACACAUCCUAUUUCAUCUACGUCACAAAAAUAGCAAAUGUUGUGUAGAUACUGCUAAUUGUGUAAACCAGCAAUCCCUUCCUCUUAACUAUAGCCAGUGGAAUCGUAUGUACACUGCAGGAUCAACCAAACACAACUGUCACUGUAAAUAUACAACGAAACCUAUUUCCUUGAAUGAUCUUGACCUCACUUUGUUAAGUUUAAUUUUACUGAACUGCUGCAGCUUGUCAUCAUAUGAAGAAACUUUGAUUUGCGACCUUCGAGAAUUCAAGAACAACUAUCUCAGCCACAACACAGAUGGCGCCAUUUCUGAGACAGAAUACAACACUCUCUGGACAGAUUUAACAUCAUAUGUUCUACAACUGGACCCAAGUAAACAGAAUGACCUUGUUAUAAUACAAAACAGACCAUUGGAUGAGUCUCGUUGUCAAUACUAUGUAACAUGUCUUGUAGAUGUGCAUGUUAUACUUGAAAAGAUUGACACAAAAAUAGAUGCAACAUCUGCAGAAAUAAGAACAACUAUUGACAAUGGUAAUACUGAAGUAAUGGGAACUAUUGGCACAAAAACUGCUGAACUGCUUGCUGCAAUGGGUAUCAACAAUGUUGUGCUUUUGGCUAAAAUAGAGGAGGUGUUACAGAAUAUGAUCUGUCAGAGAUGUAAAAGAAGCAUUGACGAACAAGACAAAAAGGGACGAGCUUUACAGCCAUACAAUUUAGGACAUGCUAUCUUCACACUACAUCAUGAGAUAAACCUAAUAUCAGUUGUUGGUGCUGACAUGCUUGGAGGAACAGAUAUAGUGAUGAUGGAUGAUGGUAGACUGGUGAUGUGUUUACCUAACCAGAGGAGACUACUGAUCUGUAAUACAGAUGAAUCACAAGAAGACAGUAUAGAUGUGCAGGGUGAACCAUUGUGUAUAACAGCAGUCAACAACUCUACAGUAGCUUUUACACUGGAGGAGAGUAGGUGUAUAGUGAUGUAUGACAUAAACAAUAAACUCAGACUUAAAUCAAUAUCAGUACCUGGAAUGUGGUAUAGGAGUAGCAUUACAACUAUACACAACAAGUUAGUUGUAGAUGGUGUCAACAGACUACAAAUCAUAGAUCAUCAGAUAGGAGAAGUUGUACAGACAAUACAAACUACCUGUGAUCCUUGGAUGUUACAUGGUUCUGGUGACAAAAUAUUCUACAGUCAUUCCUACAACAACAACAAGCUGUACUGGUAUAGUUAUACUGAUGACAGACAUCACAACCUAACAUUACCAUCAUCACCUAAGAGAAUGGCUACACUACAAGAUAGUAGUCUGUAUGUGAUGUGUAUUGAUGGAUCAUUACAACAUGUGUCAUCUGAUUGUAAACAGUAUGCUACUGUGAAGAAAAAAGGACUGAAAGAACGGAAGAAUUGUCCGCUGUCACAAAUGUCAUAUAAUUCAAACCAAAGAAAACUUACCACACUAAGUUACCAUGAGACAAUAAUUAAAGUCUUCCAUGAAAUAAUAAAACUGUGAAAUAAUCUUCUUUAUAUGCAUAUGUAUAUGUUUUUUAAUUAUACUGGUAAUAUGAUACUUCAGAAAAAAACAGAAUAUUAAUACUUGAUCAAUUUAUUAGGUAUUCAGUUAUAAAAUUUACAAAUGAUUUAAUGCACUGCUGAGAUCCUUUUAAUCAAUUUCUAAUUUCUGUAUAAUUUUAUUGUCCUGGUUUGCAAUUUUAAAUGAACCAAAACCAAUUUUUAUUAUACAUGAUUU